UAUUUACUGCAUACGCGAUCUGCACCUCAGUCCUAACAGUCAGUCAUAAUGUUGAAGUCGGUUAUAGCAGUUUUGUGUCUAACAUUGGUUGCCGCCAAUGCCGCGCUCGUACGCAUACCGUUGACCAAGCCCAACAAGCCGCGUUCGAUUGAAAAUCUCAGCACACGUCGGGCCGUGCUGCGCAGCAAAUACAAUUCGAGUUUCAUUGUUACCAACGAACAAUUGAGCAACUAUUUGGAUGAUCAAUAUUAUGGACCCAUCACUAUCGGUACACCACCACAAAAUUUUAAUGUACUUUUUGAUAGCGGCUCUUCGAACUUAUGGGUACCUGGAGCACCGUGUAACGCCACCGACCAAGCUUGCUUAUCACACAAUACGUACAAUUCGAGCGCGUCCAGCACCUAUGUAGCGAAUAAUGAAAGUUUUGCUAUACAAUAUGGUACCGGAAAUCUAACGGGUUACUUAGCAAUGGAUACGGUGAAUGUUAGCGGUUUGUUUAUCACAAAUCAAACUUUUGCAAUCGCAACCACAGAACCCGGCACUACAUUCGUCUAUUCCGUGUUUGAUGGCAUUCUCGGUCUGGCGUAUGCGCAGUUAUCGGUUGAUGGUGUGGUGCCACCAUUAUACAACAUGUACACACAAGGCUUAAUUGAGAAGCCCAUGUUCGCAUUCUAUCUGACUAGCAAUGGUACCUCCGCUAAUGGUGGUGAGCUGACGCUCGGUGGCUUCGAUUCCACGCAUUAUAUUGGUAUAAUCACUUAUGCACCCGUUACAACGGAAGGCUAUUGGCAAAUCAAUGUCGAGUCGGUCUUUGCUGGUAAUACCCCGAUUUGCUACAGUUGUCCUGCGGUUGCUGAUUCAGGCACAAGUCUAUUAGGUGUGCCGACUACUCUUUACACAAUGGUUCAGAGUGCUGUUGGUGCCAUAUUGAAUGCAGAUGGUGUGUACGUGUUCGAUUGUACCCAAACUUAUAACCUGCCAGUAGUUACGUUCAAUAUCGCUGGCAAUAGCUUUACUUUAGAUGGUAGUAAUUAUGUUUACGAAAUGCUUGGUAAUUAUGGCAAUAUAAUGUGUGUGUCGGCUUUCGAGGAUGCCGGCACAAACUUUUGGAUACUUGGCGAUGUCUUCAUUAUGAAGUACUACACAAUCUUCGAUAUGGAAUAUAAUCGUGUCGGUUUCGCGACGGCUGUCAGUAAUUCCACUACGAUAGGUGGUGGCGCUAUAAAUUUGAGCCCUAACCUAGUGGGUCUAAUAAUACCCGUGCUAUUUGCUUUCGGCAGACUGUGGCUAAAAAUUGUGUGUUAACACAAAGUCUAAAUUAUGUAAUUCAAUCAAUUUUACGAAGCUCACUUUUAUUUUAAUGUGAAAAUGAUAAAUUUACAUAUUAAUUGUAAUAAAAUAAAGUAAAACAACUUUCGAAGUUGAUAAACGGUGACUUCCGAAAUAAA
Molecule: messenger RNA, 1448 nt
Organism: Zeugodacus cucurbitae (melon fly)
Lineage: Eukaryota; Metazoa; Arthropoda; Insecta; Diptera; Tephritidae
Product: lysosomal aspartic protease-like
Exons: 1
Coding region: 49-1305 (418 amino acids)
Biological process (GO): proteolysis; cell death
Cellular component (GO): lysosome
Molecular function (GO): aspartic-type endopeptidase activity
Source: RefSeq, a predicted model, not a curated record